Molecule: messenger RNA, 1203 nt
Organism: Ramularia collo-cygni
Lineage: Eukaryota; Fungi; Ascomycota; Dothideomycetes; Mycosphaerellales; Mycosphaerellaceae
Product: related to epoxide hydrolase
Exons: 3
Coding region: 1-1203 (400 amino acids)
Biological process (GO): epoxide metabolic process
Molecular function (GO): epoxide hydrolase activity
Source: RefSeq, a predicted model, not a curated record
AUGUCGGCAGUCAAAGAAUACAAGAUUGAUGUUCCGCAGCAGAAACUGGAUAGAUUGAAGAGAAGACUCGAUGAUGCUGAAUUUCCGGAUGAGCUGGAGGAUAACCCCGGGUGGGAUUACGGUGCUCCAUUGAAGGAUGUCAAGCGCAUCGUCAAUCACUGGCGCAACAAUUUCGACUGGAGAGCGCAUGAAGCCAAACUGAACUCCCUGCCCAACUAUGAAGUGCAAGUCAAUGUCGACGGCCAUGGACCCGUUGAUAUGCAUUUCAUACAUCAAAAGAGUGAUGUCCCAGGAGCCAUUCCUCUUCUUUUUGUCCAUGGUUGGCCGGGAAGUAUCUUGGAAGUCACCAAAAUGCUCCCAAUGUUGAAAGGUGGCGAUGGCAAACCAGCUUUUCACGUCGUAGCUCCUAGUUUACCAAACUACGGCUUCUCAGGCCCAGCCCUAAAACGCAACUUCAACGUAAAACGCACAGCAGAAGCCUGCCACAAAGUAAUGCAAUCCCUCAACUACCCCCAAUACGUAACGCAAGGCGGCGACUGGGGUUUCGUCAYAACCCGCGCCCUCGCACAUCUCUACCCCCAAAACGUCAAAGCCCACCACAUAAACUGGGCCUGGGCAGCUCAACCGGAAAACCCCACUCCAGACCAACUAGAAUUCUCGGAGCGAGAAAAAAAACAACUCGCCUCGGCGGAAAAAUGGAAUCCUUUUGGAAUGGGUGAUGGGAGGGGAUAUAUCGCCAUUCAAUCCACUCGACCGGCCACCAUAAAUUUCGCUUUUAGGGAUUCUCCUCUUGCGCUUCUGGCGUGGAUUUAUGAUAAAUUGGUGGAUUGGAGUGAUGCGUAUCCUUGGACGGAUGAGGAAGUUUGUUUAUGGGUUAGCAUUUAUGUUUUCUCCCGCGCGGGACCUGAUGCUGCGAGUUAUUUGUACUAUGAAGCUUUGCAUGAUGCGGUGGAUGUUCCGGUGCCGGUUGUGCAGGGGUAUAUUGAUGUUCCGUUGGGGAUUGCGGAUUUUCCUGUGGAGUUGGCGAAUAUGCCGAUCAAGUGGAGGGAUGGGAUGGGGCCGAUUAAGUUUAUGAAGGUUUAUGAGAAGGGGGGACAUUUUGCGGGCUGGGAGAGGCCGGGGGAUAUUGCUGAGGGACUUGGGGAGAUGUUUGGGAAGGGUGGGGGGGCUUAUGGGGUUGUUGAGGGGAGGGAUGGGUAUUGA